Mizuhopecten yessoensis (Yesso scallop) is the source of this 3182-nucleotide messenger RNA. RefSeq lists its product as uncharacterized. The transcript has 2 exons. The record is from RefSeq and is a predicted model, not a curated record. The coding region runs from base 421 to 2556 and encodes 711 amino acids. Lineage: Eukaryota; Metazoa; Mollusca; Bivalvia; Pectinida; Pectinidae. Gene Ontology annotation, molecular function: protein binding.
CAGCCAUCUACAAUAACGGGGUGUCAACCCAGCCAUCUACAAUAACGUGGUGCCAACCUAGCCAUCUCAAUUACGUGGUGUCAACCCAGCCACCUACAAUAACGUGGUGUCAACCUAGCCAUCUCAAUUACGUGGUGUCAACCUAGCCAUCUACAAUUACGUGGUGUAAACCUAGCCAUCUACAAUUACGUGGUGUCAACCUAGCCAUCUACAAUUACGAGGUGUCAACCUAGCCAUCUACAAUUACGAGUUGUCAACAUAGCCAUCUACAAUAACGUGGUGUCAAACGAAAAAAAGUAUGACCAUCCGAGGGGUUGACAGUUUCCUGAUGUCUGAAUACAAAUAACAAAUACUAAUUCUGAAGUGUAAUACUGCUUAUACACAGAGUGAGAUCGUAACACAGAUGGUCAAGGUCAAACUAUGGAGCGGAGGGAAACACGGAAAAUGUCCAGGUUCUUGUCUCACCAUCUUGAUGGCAUCGAAGCUAUAGGUUCAGAAAAAACAGUCAAAAUAAGACGUAUGAUGGACUACUUUACCAUCAUUAUGCACGGUUCAGAAGAAACAAACUUUACAGCUACAUGUAUUGGUUCUAGGGGAGAGGGAUUAGAAUUUGAGUGUUCGGAUAAGGAUGUGAUGUUAUCAGACAACCGCGUAAUUGUAAUUCAACCAAAUGAUGAGAUACCAGAGGGGGAUGUUAGUAAAACUGUUCUGGUCAUGGACACCACUGGCUGUAUGCCUGGGUAUACAUUACUCAGACAACAUCAAGUAGGUGUGCUUUAUAACGGAGAAGUCAUGGGAGCAAUGGUACAUUUCCCUGGUUCCGUGUAUCUGUCUAGUGUUGUUUACAUUAGUAACAAACUAAAUCCAGGUCAUUACCAACACGGACCGUGCUCAACUACAACUUGUCAUUGUAGAGUUGGCCAUGAAGUUGAUCGUGCAUACUGUUUCCAUUGCUUAUCGUGGCCAGAUAGCCUAAGUGACUUCAGGUCUCGUACCAUACACUGUGUUUGGCCAUCUAGACAGUUGGUCAAUCACAUCGUGAAACAGGGAUGCUACUUUGUUGCAAUCGGUGACAAACAUUCUAGUCUGAAUGCAAUGCAAUGGCGGAUUUCCUUUGCAAAAGCCGAAAAAUCCCUCGUAAUGUCAUUUAAUCACGUACAUUUGAAAACGUAUGCUUUACUGAAAAUAUUCCUUAAAGAGUGUCUUGAACGUGAAGAAUCCAUUAAAGACCUGCUCUGUUCAUAUUUCAUGAAGACAAUUUUGUUUCAUGCGAUAGAACACUCCACAAGUUCUAUGUGGGUGGACGAGAACAUUGUACAGUGUUUUUGGUUCUGCUUUACUAUACUUCUGGAAUUUGUACAAACCGGAUACUGCCCUAAUUACUUUGUGCUUACCCACAACAUGUUCCUCUCUAACGUCACUGGGGACAACAGGAGGAGACUACUCCAUGUACUGAAUAAAUAUCAGUGUAUGGGGUGGAAGUGUUUGUUUCAGUGCCCGAGUCUUCAGUCUUUACCUCAAGAGGUAAUUGAAAGUCGUUCAAUGUACCCUUUGGCAAAUCAUGAGCAGUUAGUCAUGGAAGAAUUUAGACAGGAUGAACUAAUCCGUAUGCUAUUUGAUCACAUGAGAAUCAUCGAUAUUGCGGCCGCAUUUAGUUCAGCUAACAUGGAUUUCUUAAAAUGUCCUAAUGACAACAUUUCUGAUUUAUUACUGCUUUACUUUAUCAAAGCUAUGACAAUCACGUCUAGUAACAUCACUGCAGACCUAACGCUGUCCCAUCGUUACACUAAUAAACGUGUCUAUACAAAGAUCAGAAAGAACAAAUGGUUACUUCACAUGUCGUCUGCAACCGAUGUUUGUGAAGGACUGUUAUUACUGGCCACAUUCUACAUCAAUGCUGGUUCUUACAGCAAAGCUUCUGCGGUGGCAACACGCGUAGUUUCCGCUUGUCAACAAAGUGCGUUAAUACAGAGGUUUGGACAUUUCAAAAAUUCUGAAUACUUGAACGACAUGUGUGGUAAAGGAUACACACUAUUACAGAAAUUUAAACGUUCGUUUGUGCUAGUAUAUAGAAUCUUCAAAAAGCAAAACAAACUAUAUCCACCAGAACUAGACCUUGAGGUUGCGGCAGAUGAGGAGGGUAUUGAUAUUCCACCACUGCCGUACGCUGUGUUCCUCCUUGUGUUGUCUGCCUAUAAACUCGGUGAUACCAAAAAGGCCAGGACAACCCUCGAUGACCUCCUGGCUGUACGCAGAAAUGAAGUCUAUGGAGUACGUAACUACCCUAUUUUACAUAAUCUGGUGGGGAUAUGUCACCAACUAUUGGGGAACACAAGACAUGCCGUUAAGUCGUAUGAGGAAUCAUGUCGACUACUUCCCGACAACCGAGCAGCUGCCAGUAGAAUUACCGAGCUACGACGGCAUCAGAAGGAAGAGCGAGGUGACACAGACGUCGACGCCCUGGACUACUGCAAUGUUCCAUGUAGAUAUGAGCGAUACGAACCUGACGACGACGACGAUGACGACGACGACGACGAUAGGUUGCACUACCAUUAAGUGCUGUACAACACUGACCCAGUCGAUUUUCUUAAAUUGUGGGUAUUUUAAACCAUAUUUUUUCACCGCGGUAUUGUUUCCCGAUCAAAGUUUGGUACAAUUGCGUAAAAUACAAAUUUUUAUGGUUGUGCGUUACGAAUCAGUAGAGUGUCAAUUCUUUAUCAAAUGUAAACUUUAUCAUAAUAAUGUCGACGGUUUUGCGAGUAAUUCCCGUGUUAAAAUCAUAAAAGGGACAAACAUUCAUGUAACCAUUUAAAUAAUUUGUUUGUGAAAAAGAUGAGCUUGUUAGGCUAGUUAUAACCCCCGUCAGUGUCUGUAUGGUAUUCUGGUAAACUACAGAGGUAGAAUGACAUUUUUUCUGAUAUGUUCAUAAAACCUGUGUACUUCAAAGAAGAAACUGGUGACAAUUAUCGACAAUUAUUAUUUGAUAGGGAAAAUGGUAUUUUAGUUAUUUGAAAUUACAGAAAAGAAAAAAUGUAAAUAUAUGUUCGUGAGAAUUAUGAGAGACAUAAUCAGAGAUCUGUGUCUUAUACAUUUAUUGAAGGUGUUUCAUAAUGAAAAAAAAGGACAUAGUAAAAAGCAAACUUUAUGCUUGGAAUAUUUGUUUUAUCAGAGACGUAUUAUAC